This is a messenger RNA of Dichomitus squalens LYAD-421 SS1, 1329 nucleotides long. RefSeq lists its product as uncharacterized. The record is from RefSeq and is a predicted model, not a curated record. Bases 159 to 1205 code for a protein of 348 amino acids. The transcript has 11 exons. NCBI's taxonomy places the organism in Eukaryota, Fungi, Basidiomycota, Agaricomycetes, Polyporales, Polyporaceae.
CUGUUGAUCAUGUAGCUGAGAUGGAGACGUGGAGACGUAUUUGCGUAUAAGUAUGGAUGCCUUCAGACUGCAAACAUUCAGACUACUGCGUCCGUCCUGCUUUGAACUCCGUGCACAACACCGUCUAAUUGACUGAUCAACCGAUCGAAAAGACUUCAAUGGCUGCCAUGGAAGCUGCACAAAUUAUCACGCUCGUUGCAGAGUCGACUAUUUCGAACUACAUCUCCCUUGCCAUUACUUCGCUGCUGGCGUAUGAGUGGGUGAUCGGACUGGGCAAGGAGGUCAACCUCUUUUGGAGAGAGAAGGUCACUGGAGCCACCGUGCUGUUCCUCUUGAACAGGUAUGCGCCUCUGGUGUACAUGCUCUCCAGCUAUUCUGGAUCUAUGGCGGUCACGGACAAGAGCUGCAACGCUUCGGUUAUGACCUCAUUCGCUCUCGAUAACCUUCAAUACGUGCCGUGGGCGUUGUUCUCCAGCCUACGUGUGUAUGCACUUUGCGGAAAACGAUGGGUAGCCGCGAUGCCCGUGCUGGUGUUCUCCGUGAUCCCGAUCGGUAUCAAUCUGACCCACUUCUACUGGUCUCAUGGAGAGUACGUUCCUGUCUGGGGAUGCCAGACCGUUGUCGCUGUCUCCCCCGCCCUCUCUUCGAUGUUUGCUAUUGUCAACCGGUCGUCCUUGAUCAUUGCAAAUGCGAUUGAUGUCGUCGUUACAUGGUAUACGACCUAUAACACAGCAGCCAUCGCCCGUUGCUCGGGCAGAAACGUGCCAUCUAUCGCCCAGCUACUUCUAGUGAACGGAACGAUCUAUUUCUUAGUACUUCUUGUCCUGAACAUCCUUCAUCUUACAUUCACUGUUCUCUCCAUCACCGUCAACAUACAACAGACAAGCUACAUCGUCUCCUUCACCGAGCCCAUCACGGCGAUCCUCGUCUCGCGCUUCAUGUUCGAUCUUCAGAAGGUGAAACAGCGCACACAGCAUCGUAGCGACCCGUUCGGAGACGCCACGGUUUCCGCGCCUGGUUUCAAUCGCGUUCUGGGCUCUAUCGGAUCUGUGCUAGAUUCUUCCGACGUAUGGCGUGUGUGUUCAACAUUAGAGUCAGAUACACCAGAGGUGGCUGUCACAGAAUACGGAGUCGAUGUCUUUGGAAAGCACGAGGUGGUGGUUAUGCUUGCCCCCACUGUAUCGAGGAGUUCGGACGUUGUCUGAUCUUUCAUUCGCUAGCGUUGAAAGUGAUAGAUCGACAUUGAAAUGUCGGUGUGCCCAUACUAUGUGUACAUUAGUGGGAUCAAGUUCAUACAUAGGGUUUCUGAAGGAAUCACAGCUCCAUUAU